CUUCCCUAGCCGCAUGAUCAUCGCUUUUGUUCAAGUAUCUACCUACCUACCUAAGGUACCUACCUACCUACCCUUGCCCCUUCUGAACAGUCCAUUUUCAAAUUAGUCCUGGGCUGUUCUAUCUCUCUCCAUCUCCGACAAGUUACGGCAAGCCCCGUUUUGCCUUAAGUGGCUAAUGCCUCAGUUACGCCCGCCCCCAAAUACCCCACCUGUGGACCCCCGAGAGGCGGUCACGACAGCCACACGGCACGAGCUCGCCAUUUAAUGGCACCCAAUAUGGGUCUUGAUCGUUGUUGAUCAUAGCUUAAAUCCUUUGUGCUUGCUGUCUUGGGGUUCUGGACCAAUUCAGUCGGCAGCAGCCCUGCAAAGCAAAUUGGAUAUAAUACGCACCUUGUCCAGCCCCAGUCGCCUUUUAAUCCAAAACCCCUCUCCAUCCCGACCGAGAGCACCCCCUCUUGUAUCCGUGCGGUGAUGCUACUUGUCUACAAUAAACCCCGGCUCGCUCGGUUGGGAAGUUCCUGAUCUGGCCUCCACAUCACAUCGUUUGCUACCACCGGGGAACUCCAUCUUACGUAAACACCUCGACCAUUGAGCAAGAGCUUGCCUUGGACUUCAAAGCAGUCUGUUAUUGGGUCUAGAGGCUCUACUGGAGUCUACUUCACCUUUGUUAUCGACUUAGGCCAGCAACUUGAGGGCUUGCUCCUUGUCGUCGCCGUGAGGGUUGUGAAUACACUCUAGAUCUAGGCCUCUGGCUGUAGCAGUUGCCGUGAUGCGCCCAUUUCAAAGACGUGAAUAUCCCUUAGAUCGGGGCCUCGGCCCACCAGCUUACCAGAGCAAGGUUAGGGUCAUGGACAAGUAUCAAGUCAUUGGCUUUAUUAGCAGUGGAACCUAUGGUCGUGUCUACAAGGCCCGUGGCCGCCAGGGUCAGCCGGGAGAGUUUGCCAUCAAGAAAUUCAAGCCGGACAAGGAAGGCGAGCAGAUCACGUACACGGGUAUCUCGCAGUCGGCGAUCCGCGAGAUGGCUCUAUGCUCGGAGCUCCGACACCCCAACGUCAUCCGACUUGUCGAGACGAUCCUAGAAGACAAGGCAAUCUUCAUGGUGUUCGAAUACGCCGAGCACGACUUGCUACAGAUCAUCCACCACCACACACAGCAGCCCAAGCACCCAAUCCCACCGCAAACCAUCAAGAGCAUCAUGUUCCAGCUUCUCAACGGAUGUCAGUACCUACACACCAACUGGGUCCUGCACCGUGAUCUCAAACCCGCCAACAUUAUGGUUACGUCUUCGGGAGAGGUCAAGGUUGGUGACUUGGGCCUGGCCCGCAUCUUCUGGAAACCCGUGCGUACCCUCAUGCAGGGCGAUAAGGUAGUCGUGACGAUAUGGUAUCGCGCGCCAGAGCUGCUCAUGGGUUCACACCACUACACGCCCGCCGUGGACAUGUGGGCCGUUGGCUGCAUCUUUGCAGAGCUUUUGAGCCUCAGGCCAAUCUUCAAAGGAGAGGAAGCCAAAAUGGACAACACAAAGAAGGGAGGCAGCCGAGAUAUGCCGUUCCAGCGCCACCAGAUGCAAAAGAUCGUCGACAUAAUGGGCAUGCCGACCAAGGAGCGGUGGCCACUAUUGACCAGUAUGCCCGACUACGACAAGCUGCCGCUACUACAACCGCCACUUAGCGCCUCGGGUUACCCCCAACAGCCGCCUCAUAGUCAUCAUCACCACCAACACUACAACCAAGGGCCCCAGUACGGAGGCAGGGCGGGCGGGCCCACGUCUUCAUCAUCGGCAAACUCGUCGUCCGCCGCCGCCGCGGCAAGCCAAUCCCACUUGGACAAAUGGUACUACCACACCGUGUCGCAGGGCCAGACAGCGGGGCCGAUGCCGCACGCGCCGCCGGGCAGUCUUGCCUCGUUGGGAGUCGAGGGCUACAAGCUUCUGGCAGGUCUGCUCGAGUACGAUCCGGAGAAGCGGCUGACUGCGGCAGCGGCCCUGCAGCAUAACUUCUUCAGUACCGGGGACAGGGUCAGCGCCAACUGCUUCGAGGGCUGCAAGGCCGAGUACCCGCACCGUCGCGUCAGCCAGGAGGACAACGACAUACGCACUGGCAGCGUUCCCGGCACCAAGAGGAGUGGGAUGCCGGACGACUCGAUGGGGAGGCCCGGGAAGCGAGUCAAGGAGUGAAAAAGUAUAACCAUUACUCGGGGGUUGUCGCUUUGGUUCCAUAUGGGCUUUUUGCUGCUUUUGUAGAUUAGGCUUGGUCAGCUGCCUUUAAAGUUCCAGCCGCUGCUUUUUAUCUUGUUUGGCUUUCGGGUUUCGGGCUUAUCUAUUGUUACGUAGUGAGAUACCUAUUAUAGGCGUACGGAGUUUUAUAUGCAGG
This is a messenger RNA of Pyricularia grisea, 2372 nucleotides long. RefSeq lists its product as uncharacterized. NCBI's taxonomy places the organism in Eukaryota, Fungi, Ascomycota, Sordariomycetes, Magnaporthales, Pyriculariaceae. Gene Ontology annotation, cellular component: mediator complex; nucleus. Gene Ontology annotation, molecular function: RNA polymerase II CTD heptapeptide repeat kinase activity; ATP binding; cyclin-dependent protein serine/threonine kinase activity. The record is from RefSeq and is a predicted model, not a curated record. Gene Ontology annotation, biological process: protein phosphorylation. The transcript is spliced from 2 exons. The coding region runs from base 770 to 2176 and encodes 468 amino acids.